AUGCCUCCCCAAGUCUCACAACCCAUCUACGCCAACUACCCAAGCGAGAAGUUGACCAUAGGAGCCGGAGUCGCCAUCUUCCACAUCGCCACCGAGCGAGUAGUAGUCUGCUACCACUCCCGCGACAAAUACUACUUCCUCCCUAAAGGCCGCCGCAACGCCAACGAACCCACUGGCCAAGCCGCCGAACGCGAGGGCUACGAGGAGUCCGGCUACCGCAACCGCCUCUUACCUCUGCCGAUGAAGCAUCGCCAGCCGGAUCCGGAUGAAGGCCACGAGGAGUUCGUGACGGAGCCGGUGUGGACGCAGUUGCUGCCGUUGACGAGCACGUCGCAGUAUUUGCUGUUCUGGUAUGCGGCGGAGACUGUGCCGCCGGAGGUGGAGCGGGUGUAUGAGGGGGGGAGUACGGGUGGUGGAGGGGAGGGGGAAGGGCGUGUGUACCGGGCUCCGCCGGCUUUUCCGAGGGAUGUGACUUUGUCGCAACGACUGGCCCAGGACCGUAUUACGAGCGAUGGCGAGGAGAAGAUCUAUGAGCCAGUAUGGCACGCCGGAACCGGUGUAGAUGAAGAGGAGCUGCUGUACAAGAGCUACCUCCUCCCCAUCGCCGAAGCGAGGCGAAAACUGAAGGGCUCGGUGAUGGAGGAUGUGGUUCGAAGAGGCUGGGAGGGGAUGCAACUGAGAAUGGAGAUGGAGGCGGGAAAGUAA
Messenger RNA from Saxophila tyrrhenica, 705 nucleotides. RefSeq lists its product as uncharacterized. Gene Ontology annotation, molecular function: hydrolase activity. The transcript is spliced from 2 exons. The record is from RefSeq and is a predicted model, not a curated record. The coding region runs from base 1 to 705 and encodes 234 amino acids. Lineage: Eukaryota; Fungi; Ascomycota; Dothideomycetes; Mycosphaerellales; Extremaceae.